Molecule: messenger RNA, 228 nt
Organism: Postia placenta MAD-698-R-SB12
Lineage: Eukaryota; Fungi; Basidiomycota; Agaricomycetes; Polyporales; Adustoporiaceae
Exons: 1
Source: RefSeq, a predicted model, not a curated record
GAGAUUCUCGCUGAGGCGCUCAAUGACCGCACAGCCGGGCGUCCCCAUUCUCGCGCGAACGCACGGCUGCAAGCUCAUACCACCGAGCGCGUGUUUCGGUGGCGUCGGUUUUACCAGGACCGAGGUAAAGUCCCGGAGCUCGCCUGCGCUCGCAGUGACGACUUCGACGUUUUCACCACGUGGUGCGCUGUGGAGACACGCGCUGAUAAUCUCCUCAUUCUCUGGGAG